AUGACAGAGAAAGAAUCCCAUGCCAAGGCAGACAAACUAAUUUCUGAGGAUGGCAAAUUGAGUCCUGAGAAAAGUAAUGAGUCCUUCUCCGCAUAUGAAGAGUCAUCCUUCGAAUCUUAUGAUGAGUUUUGUUCAGAUGAGGAAUUCAGCUAUGAGUCUGAAGAGUCAUCUGAACAGUCUAGUGAGUCAAGUUCUUCUGAGUCCAGUUCUGAGUCGAGUUUCAAGUCUAACCAACUGAACUUGGAGUCAGAUUCUGAGUCAAGGGAUAUAAGUCCUGAAUCUAACAAGUCCUUUCAGUCACAAGUGUUCACUAAAUUCCAUAAAAACAACCAGAAAAAGAAAAGCAAAUUGCGCCCUAAGAAGAAGGAUUUUUCAGCCCACAAGCAGGCACUUCAAGAUAAGAGAAAUGGACUGCCAACUGGGGAGGAAAGUCUACCAGCUAUGACAACUGAAUUGCAUACCAGCAAGUCCAUUAAAAAGUCUUUUCCUGAGAACAGUGAAAAGUCUGAGACCCAAACUGGGAAGAAUAAGCCUUGCCCAGAAAAGAACAAACAAGAGAAUGAAAACUGGGAGAGCAAUACAGGGAAGAAAAGACUUGCAAAGUUAAAAACGGAGUCUUGUUGCAGGGAGGGUAAACUCUAUACCAGGAAGGAGAAACAACAUAAUGUUAAAGUGGAGAUGCUGCAUGCCAAGAAUAAACUUCAGAAAGGAAAGGCUGAUGACCACAGUGGAAAGUACGAGAUGCAGAUCAAAAAAUCUCUGGCUGUGAAGAACAGGUUUUACACAAGAUUUGAACAUAUUCAGAGAUCAGAGCACAAUGCCGGGAAGAAAGAAUUACUUGAUAAAUCUGAAUCAGGUAUCAGAUACUUGAGGUAUACUAAGAGGAAAGUUUCACCAUCCCUAAGACAAUACAACCAGCCCGGGAAGACUAAGUGGCAAUCUCCGAGGAGUAAAUGGCAAGCUGGAAAGAACAGGACAUAUUUCCAGAUGAAUGAGCUACAGACUGAGACAAGCAUGUUGCAUGUAGAGAAAAGCAACAUGGACAUCCAGACAAGAGGACUGCUGUUCAGGAAGAACAAGACCAGUGUGCAGACAAAGGAUCUACCUAAGGAGAGGAACAAUAUGGAGAUUUACAACUGGCCUCUGCGCAGCAUAAACAGCACCAUGGUCGAUUACUACCAAGCACUGGGCAUCCCACAAACUGCCUCUUCAGAUGACAUUAAAAAGUCAUACAGAAAAAAUGCACUGAAAUGGCACCCAGAUAAAAACCCGGGGAAUAAGGAAUACGCUGAGAAGAGGUUCAAGGAGAUAGCAGAAGCAUAUGAAGUGCUAUCAGACAGUAAGAGAUCAGUACCCUUCCUUCUUCUCCAUUUGCUGCAGGGGUUCCAGAAUUAUAAACGUGAUCUUUAUGACCUCUAUGGCAUCGAAGGGCUUAUAGGUGCAAGUAUAGGAACCGAUUAUUAUCAGAGCACAGGUGGGACACCUGACUUCACAUUCACCUUUCGUAAUGCAGAUGAGGUCUUCAGGGAUUUCUUUGGAGAACAAGAUCCUUUCACAGAACUCUUUGAUGACUUGCCCCCAUUUGUAGAUCAGGAUAACAAUAUGUCUCAGCUGAUCAUGCCCGGAGGUGUCACCUACUCCUAUUGCUCCUAUACAUCUCCGGGUCAGACAGAAUUCUUCACUACCUUUGGCCCUGGCGCAGAACUGGGAAUUGGCUACCGUUCUGUUUCCACAACUACCAAGUACCUCAAUGGCAAGCGGAUAACUACCAGGAGAAUUCUUGAGAAUGGACAAGAGAGAGUGGAGAUUGAUGAAGAUGGGGCGCUCAAAGUGGCAGAUGUGCAUGACCUUGGAAGCAGCAUGAAGGCCAGGGUGGAACACUUCAGGCACGAACAACCAGAGAUCCUGAGCUCUACAACUGACAUUCUAACUCCACCACGCUCACAGAGCGCUGAGUCCGCUAUUGCCUUCCCCGAGGAUGAAGACAAGGACCUGCAUAGAGCCAUGGCCUACAGUCUGUCUGAGAUGGAGAAUGUGGGGCAGCACCAAGUCAACUCCUAUGGCCCAAAGAAGAGAAGAGGCAGCACUUGGCGGGCCCACAAAAGAAUAUCAGGACCCAAUGAGGAAGUGGGUGGUCCUUUGGUCCCUCAAACCAUGGCCAUCAGAGCUAAAAGUCCAGGUGGGGGUGACAACAAGAAGGGGACAGAGGACAAGCUGGCUGAAGGACCAAAGGCAGGAGGCAGCACAGAAGCACCGAGGAGUCAGCUUGUACAUGAGGAGAAUGACUCUGCCCCUAGAGACAUCCGAUAUGUCUUUCCUGCCCGCAGAGAUAGGGAAUCUAUCAUGUGCAUCAUUCUCUGA
Molecule: messenger RNA, 2361 nt
Organism: Eublepharis macularius
Lineage: Eukaryota; Metazoa; Chordata; Lepidosauria; Squamata; Eublepharidae
Exons: 9
Coding region: 1-2361 (786 amino acids)
Biological process (GO): protein refolding; positive regulation of proteasomal ubiquitin-dependent protein catabolic process
Cellular component (GO): endoplasmic reticulum membrane; cytosol
Molecular function (GO): ATPase activator activity; Hsp70 protein binding
Source: RefSeq, a predicted model, not a curated record